CAUUCCAAGCCUCCACUUUGCCGCGUGCGAAGACCAAACGGAAGAAUUCCUGCCCACCAGUUUAUAUAGACGAUGAUUCCAGUGAAAGAGCAUUGCUUCGACACAGCACAAGCCGUAAUUCGUACUCGAAUUUUAAGAACAGCAGCAAAGAAACGAAGCGUUUGACUUUUGGUGAUGUGACUAUGAUUUAUGAGGAACUGAAUCUUCCAGCUAGCAGCACAGCGGCAACAACAACAACGGUAAGCGUGAAAAAUCACUACACUUUCGAAAGUUCCACUCCAGACCUUUACGACGACGCCAAGACACCUAACAGCAACAACAUGGAUAACAAUGGCAUUGGUGGGGUUGGUAGUAGUAGUUUGGGCUGUGGUAUGAGUGGCUCUACAGCCUCGAUUGCCGGUCAAUUGCUGCAUUUACAACCACAUCAGCCGCCGGCACCACCCAACAGCAUGACCGUUAGUACACCGUCAAGCGAGCAGCAGGAGGCGAUUGCUUUGAAGAAAGCCUUAGAGUGGGAACUCAGUUUGGAUGCCAAGGAUUUACGUUCACAUGCCUGGUAUCAUGGUCCGUUGUCACGGCAACGUGCCGAGGAAAUCGUACAGCGUGAGGGUGAAUUUUUGAUAAGAGAUUGCGCUUCACAGCCGGACAAUUACGUGCUCACCUGUCGCACCAAAACGCAAGUGCUGCAUUUCGUUAUAAAUAAAAUUCUUUUACAACCGGAGACAGUCUACGAGCGCGUACAAUAUCAAUUUGAGGAGGAUGCUUUUGAUGCAGUACCAGAUCUUAUCACAUUCUAUGUUGGCUCGGGUAAACCCAUAUCAGUAGCUUCGGGCGCACGCAUACAGUAUCCCUGCAACCGCACAUAUCCUCUAUCAUUUUACGGCCAUAAAAUUGUUGGCAAUCACUUGCACACUCAAAUGCUGGCCGGCAUAAGAGGCGCCAGUCCACUGAACUCACCACUAAGUCAUAAUGGAAAUUUCCGCUUUGGUUCCGGCAUUAUAACACCGCACGUGCAACCGCAAGCAGUGCACAGCCCUAUGUCAUCACCGCCGCGUGUAAAACGUGAAAUUCCACCACGUUUGCCGUCGAAAAAGCAACGCUCCCAAUCACUAACACCAGCACAUGCCACGCCCACUAGCGGUGUGCUGCAAACGCACGCAAGCGAAUCUUGCUCCAGUGCUGAUGGUAUUAUACAAGCUACACCGGUGGCGUCUACCGAGAUUGGCGGCAAUGCGAAUGGCUUUCGUGAUGUGGGGCGGCGUUUAAGUAAUUUCGAGAAAGAGGUGCUCGCUAGCGAGUCAUCACUGGUGGUCGGUGAAAAUAUCAAUUUGCACAGUCACUUGGAACAUUUGGCGCAAACGGGUAAACUACACGGUAACGGUUUUCAAACAAUCGCGCGCUGCUCGAUAGCUACCAGCGAGGUACUAGAUCAUUUUAAGUUUACUACACACUCGUUGCCACGACCCAAUACGAAUAACUUUCGCGGCAGCAGCGUUAUGCGUAUCUCAAGUUUGGCGCGUGAUUUCGGCUCAGAUGCAGUUGGGCUGAGCACCAGUUUAGAGGGCAGGCAAAUACCCGAGUUACCCGAAAAACCACCUAGUCCGCCACCGAAGCCGGUGCGCGCAAAUAGUCAAACGCGUAAGGAGAAGGAGCAACAGCAGCAAUUGGCAGCACAUCGUGCCGGUAUUGCGGCCAUCGGUUAUCAUGCCAGCGGUUCGGAUUCCGGCAAUGGCUCUGGUGAUUCUGUGCAAAGCUCAAUACCUGGUGAUUGUAGCAAUGAGCUUGCUCAGCAUCGUGGCGUGAUAAUAAAGAAUCCGCGUUUUCUAAGUAAUUCGACAUCGUCGGCGACUCUGAAGAGUCUGACAGAGUUUGAUGCGAUUGCUGCAGAAGAACAGUUGUUUACAAUGGAAAUACCCGAGUUCAAACCGGUCACCAAAUUCGAUUUCGAAAACUUCAUCACACUACUGCUACCAUCGGUGGACAAUAAACCGCUAGAUGGCGAUGCGCUCACCACAUUUAAAAUGAUGUUGCUUGAAUCGGGACCAAAAGUGAUUGCCGAACACAUAACACGCAUCGAUAUAGGACUAUUAAUCGAAGAGUUGCCCGACGAUGAGCAGCGUAAUGUCUUGGAUUGUUGCGGUUUGGAGAUGCUAACACUGCCAUGUGGUAAAGUUUUUCGUGCCGAUUUAAUUGAGCGUACACAAUGCAUGAAACUGAUGGUCGCAGUGACAAUACUCACGUGUCAAACAGAUUUGGAUCGUGCCGAGUUGCUCAGCAAAUGGAUACAGAUUGCGGUGGAAACAAAAACAGCUUUGGGUAAUCUCUUCGGUUUCUGUGCCAUAAUGUUGGGUUUGUGUAUGCCACAGAUACAAAAGCUGGAGCAAGCCUGGCACAUACUGCGCCAAAAGUACACGGACAGCGCAUUUACGUUCGAAGCGAAGCUGCGUCCCACCUUGAUCAGCAUGAAUGAGUGCUCCAAUCCACAAGCGCCAAAUACUACCGUGCCGCAUGUGCUGCUCUAUGCGCUGUUGAAGGAUCGUCCGAUUAUCGAUAUUAUCGGCAUAAACAUGGUCAAUAUGGAGGAACGCUGUUCACUCUACGGCACUUGCAUUACCGCAUGGGAAGCUAAAGCUGAUGAUUUUGGCAUGACAAUUAAUUUUCUGCACUUAGACUCGGCACGUCAAUUUCUCAGAAACCUAACGCUCUAUAGAAAGAAUGCUAAAAUUUUGCUAGAAGAGUCUAGUCAACGCCUGGAUGAGUUGCUUAGUGAUGCGUUUCGCACCGAAUUUCAUGUGAAAUUUCUAUGGGGCAGUAAGGGCGUCACCGCCACGCCAGAAGAUCGUCAUUCGAAGUUAGAAAAAGUGCUCGCAUUAAUGGCGGAUAAAUUCUGUAGUGUUGACUGCAACAGUGCAGCUGCCUAAAUAGAUGUGGAAAAUAUGCUGUAAAUAUGCGAACCUACUUACAUAUAUAGUAUAGAUAUAUAAUAUAUAUAUACAUUUAUACUUUUAUAUGAAUUAGAAGCGAUAUUAGGAUAUAAACUUAGGCAUUAACGUGGAAAAUUUUUGCUAAAGAUGCACUUUCUAUCAACUAGCGAAGGUAAUGACUAGCGAUAAUCAGCGUAGAUGUGGAUUAGUAAAAUAUAUCCAUAGCUUACAGAUCUAUCAUUUACUCUUAAGCUAGUUAAGCAAAAAUUUCAUAAUUAUCUAACCAGACGAAGUAUUUAUAGUCUGCAAAAUUGACCUCGCCCCGAUUGAACGCCUUCAGCUAACCGCCUAACCGUUUGAAGUUCGAGAUUAAUCCCACAGUCUUUCCCUUUUAUUACUGUUUAUCAUUGUAAAAGUCAAUUUAUGGAAGAACUGUAGUCCUUUCAUUGGACUGGAAGCAUAGUUGGAAUCAUAGGAAUUCGUUGGAUAAGGACUUACUCAGCUUUAAAUAAGUCUUUGCUGUUCAUCCCUCGAAUCACGGGCAAUCGCGUACCGUAACAAGUUUUCGGCAUUAUAAUGCUGUUAGUGGCCUGGCAGAUAAUGACGUGAAGUCCACGCAGCGAAUAUUUUUUUAGGGUUACUGUAGAAACGACUCACAUCUACAUUCUCGACUGGUUUGCAUCCUGUAGUAACCCUAAAAAGUAUUCGCUGCGUGGAAUUCACCUCUUUAUCUGCCACGUCACUAACAGCAUUUUAAUGCCGAAAACAUGAUUGCCCGUGAUUCGAGGGAUGAACAGCAAAGAUUUAUUUAAAGCUGAGUAAGUCCUUAUCCAACGAAUUCCUAUGAAUUAGAAUGUAGAUGUGAGUCGUUUCUACAUUCUCGACUGGUCUGCAUCCUGUAGGAACCCUAAAAAGUAUUCGCUGCAUGGAAUUCACCUCUCGACUGGUCUUCUUCCAGUAAUAUUUUUAUAGAAUUUGAGUUGCUGAUUUUGCAGCGCGGACCUCUACAAUAUGAGCAGGACACCUUAAGCAUUCUUCUGCAUGCACUUCUUGCGUUUGCAACAUUCUGAGACACAAUGUGACUACAACCGAGGCUUGACCUUCUAAGAGCAGAUAUUAGUCAAGUAAAUCAUACUUUAAAAAUAAGAAAGUAAAAAAAAUUAAGCAUAAAUUUGCUUACUAAAAAAUAAUAAUGAUAAAAGAGCUCCGUCUAAUUGCCAACGAGUGAGUCAUGACAUGACAAGAGUCAAAGUAUAAGCCAUCUAUUGGGUUAUCACAUUGAUUGCAGCUCAGCGUCAUCUAAUAUUCAUUUCGUUAACUCCUCACCGUGAAAUAGUGGGUUUCCAACUUUUAAUAUAGAGUUUUCCAAUAUGAGGUGUAAUUUUUAUAUUCAAGGAAAUUUUUCCCUUUAAAAGAUCGAUGGUUUCGUCUUGUUUAAAAUAUCGUGGUCCAGAACAAUACGAUCCAAUUCCAGCCAUACAAAAUGAUUCCAUGACAAAAGGUCCACAGGACUAUAAGUCGCACCAAACAGUUACACGUUGAGAAUGGAGAGACUGCUUAACAAUAAAGCUGUUAUUUUCCAAGCCGCAGAUCCGAGUAGUUUUGCUUAUUGACGUAACUGUCGAGGUAGAAAUGGGCCGCAUCAGUUUUUUCGACGAAAUCUUUAUAGUGAAUUUUAAUUUGUUGAAUCGCGUAUCGUUCUAUUCUCGUCAAAUGUCAAAAAAAUAAAGCUUAAAAAAGAAAUAGCUGGCUAUUCAAAAUAAUACUACUUAUUAGAAAACCCUUUAUAUGUAAUCUAUAUAUUGUAUAUAAAAACCUUCUACUGUAUGGCUGACGGUUCAACCCACAAUCUAAGCCACUGAUUGCAGAAACGUAAAACUUUUACGUUGUGUUCUGCAUGUGCAUCCGUUAUGAAAGGAUUUUCCGUGGAAUUGCUCUGCAUACGAUCUAUUCAAAUAUAUUGAACUUAUUUUAAAAAUUUUCUAUUCAUUCACAUGAAAUUUGGUCCACCGGUAACUCUUUGCUUAAAUUGACAUGUAGAACACUCUUUCCUCCGGAUCGACAAGUUUUCAUUUAUCGUUUGAUUGGCAUAAACUUGUAUUAAUAUGGAGAGCACCUUUUCUUUCGGGACGUGGGCCUGAGAUCGAUUCGGGGGUUUUGCUUAGUAUGCCAGCUUCAUAUGGCUCAUUGCCAAGAUCAAUGUCUGCCGUACUCUGCUUUCUGCUUCAGGAAGUGAGCGCGACACGGAUCUAUACGGAAAAAUCGCGUUUAUUGUUCGAUUUGCUUUAAAACACUUAAUGAAAACAAAGUCGCGCAUAUAAACAUAUAUAUAAGGUUGUCAAAUAUCUCCCUUCCGCCUUUU
Messenger RNA from Ceratitis capitata (Mediterranean fruit fly), 5286 nucleotides. RefSeq names its product breast cancer anti-estrogen resistance protein 3 homolog. Gene Ontology annotation, biological process: small GTPase-mediated signal transduction; positive regulation of peptidyl-serine phosphorylation. Gene Ontology annotation, molecular function: phosphotyrosine residue binding; guanyl-nucleotide exchange factor activity. The transcript is spliced from 7 exons. The coding region runs from base 183 to 2921 and encodes 912 amino acids. NCBI's taxonomy places the organism in Eukaryota, Metazoa, Arthropoda, Insecta, Diptera, Tephritidae. The record is from RefSeq and is a predicted model, not a curated record.